Erpetoichthys calabaricus (reedfish) is the source of this 1878-nucleotide messenger RNA. RefSeq names its product transmembrane protein 218 (gene tmem218). The record is from RefSeq and is a predicted model, not a curated record. The transcript is spliced from 4 exons. The coding region runs from base 371 to 718 and encodes 115 amino acids. NCBI's taxonomy places the organism in Eukaryota, Metazoa, Chordata, Cladistia, Polypteriformes, Polypteridae.
CGACUCCACCCAAAAGCCUUCAGUUUGCGUUACUAGGGUAACGAUUGGAGCGCAGUGACACCAGACAGAGAAAAACGAAAUUGUUUUGUUUUUCUUAUUAAUGGUAUUUAAAGAAAAAAUAUUUUUGCAAAACUGAUUUUAGGAGGAUUUUGAUCGGCCCAAGCGAGUGACCCGUACGAAGGCGACAACGGCUGUGCAAAGGAGACUUGCUGUACGGAUUCGCUAGAUUUUGCGGCCUUGAUGCCGGACGGAAAAGCAACAAGCACGGAAAAUUCACAUUUUAGACGGCAAAGUAACAGCCUGCCGCCACCUUGUGUGGCUUCAAGUCCACAGUAGGCUCGAAUGCUUGUUCGGCACUGAUUGGUGGGUGAUGGCAGUAACAAUCUUAGGUGUGGGGAUCGGUGUUUUCCUGAUUGCCUUGAUCUGGAUUGUUUCUUUUUUUCUCUUCCUUGUCUUAUCUCGGGCAUCUGGAGCAGCCAGAUUACUGGUCAUUCCUGUGUUUUUGUUGGCCGUCAUAGUCACUGUAACCCUCAUUUUCUUCCCACGUACACCUGAAAGUCCAUCUUUAGUGAAAGAUGUUACUAUUGUGGAUACCUUCUUCAUUGGGAGGUAUGUGCUGCUGUCAAUACUAGCUCUGAUCUUCCUCGCAAGCCUGUUUCUGGUGUUACCAUUCUACAUACUGGAACCAAUAUAUGCCAAGCCUUUAAGAACUUUUUAAAGGAACUAAAUCUGGAUGGGGAAGCAAAGCAGGAAAAGCUGAUGAUGUUAAAAAACCUCAAUGGAGUCCUUUUUUCUGCUUGAUUCUGACUGUUGGCACAAUUUAGGAAUGUCUUUUUCUCAGUUGCUUUUCCAAAUUUAAAUAAUUAUAAGGCAUGCAUUCCAUUACUGCUCAAGGUGGAUGACUAGAAUUACAGAAGACAACAGGAUACUUCAUAUAUAUGGCCCGUGAAGUUCAGUAGUUUUUCAUAAGGUUUCCUUUUUAAAGUUCUUUGGUGCAGCAUUCAGUCAAACAUAUAAAUCGGCACUUUCUGCCAAGUUACUUUUCCACAGUCCUACAUUUAGGAUUCUGCCCUAAUAGUAAUACUUUGUAAGUUCUGGUUCUGGAAUGGUUUGCAAAAUGCAUCAUGGUGACAUGUACCUCUGUUUCUGUGUUAAGUUGCUUAUUUAUUUUCAUCUACACAGAUUAAUGUCUUUCUAGUGCCAUCUAUAGUUAAUUUUUCUUUACCACAAAAUGCACUAUGUACUUCAGAAUAAUUCAGUCAUUAUUUUUGUAAACUCUUUAUGGUUUCCUUCUUAUCAAUGUCAAAAUAUAUACCAGAUCAAAUAAACAAUUUUUUGCUAAAACAAAGAGAAAGAGAUUUUCAUGAACAGAAUUGCAAAGAUCAUUUGCAUCACCACAAGGAGGCGACCUUGACUUUCCUAAAUUGUUUUCAGUACAGCAUUGGGUGCUCUGCACUUUACCUUAAGAAACUUGACCCUUGCUCACACUUGUGCACUUUUUGAUAAUUUUAAAGACUUGCUCUCUGGUGCAUUUUACACAUCUCUUAUAACUACAAUGUAAACCCCAGCCCUAUUGCAGAACAAAAAAUAAUUAUCCUGAAUCCAGACCAUAUGACUUUAUAGUUUACCUUAAGAGGAGAAAUAUUCCCACCAGCACUUGUUACUCCACAUAAACUACUAUAGUUAUAUAUUUUGUGUGGCAUGUGUAUGCUUCCAUAUCUAUAUGUUGUGCUUUUAUUUUUCGAGUUUGCUGAAUGGUUGGUAAGAGAGCUGCCACUUGUGCUGUUUGCAUUUGAAAUAAUAUAAGUAUAGUCUGAAAUAUGUCCUCACAAAGUGAUCUCAUGGAGCAUUUCUAUACAAAUAAAAUGCAGCAUCUUC